Molecule: messenger RNA, 708 nt
Organism: Fraxinus pennsylvanica
Lineage: Eukaryota; Viridiplantae; Streptophyta; Magnoliopsida; Lamiales; Oleaceae
Source: the annotation of a GenBank genome assembly
AUGGAGAAGACAAACGCUGGUGUGGGAGAUGGAAAUGGAGGUGGAAACAUUAAACUUCCCAUUGGGUUCAGAUUCCGUCCCACCGAUGAAGAAGUGCUUCUUCAUUACUUGAUAAGAAAGAUAUACUCUUUGCCAUUGCCGGCCACCGUCAUUACUCAACUUGAUGUUUUCAACUUCAAUCCCUGGGACUUACCUGGUGAUUUGAAGGAGAAGAGAUAUUUCUUCAGCAAGAGAAACAGGAAUGUAAUGAAUAAAUGCAGCAGUUUCAGUGCUGGCUUUGGUUACUGGAAAGCCACUGGCCAAGACAGCCAAAUUGUGGCUCCUGGAACCAACCGAGUAAUUGGAAUGAAGAAAUCCUUGGUCUUCUAUGAAGGCAACUAUUAUCGUGGUCGUGGAAUCAAAACUCAAUGGGCUAUGUAUCAAUAUUGCAUUCUGGCCUCUCUAAUUACUCCACGCUUAACUCAUCAGAAACUAACGUUGGAAGUGGGAGAUUGGGUCGUCUGCUGCAUAUACCAGCAGCAGGGGAAAAGGAAGGCCAAAAGUCUCGGUAUCAAUAACACAACAAAGAAACGUAGAAAUUCCGAAUGCAUUAGUAGUAUCAUUUUAAGGAUGGGAGAGGAUACUGACAUGGGUUCUUCUCAAUGUUCUAGUGGGAUCACUGAGAUUUCUUGUGCUGAUGACUUGUAUCUGGAAGCAAGCAGUCAUUAG